AUGGCUGGUUUCCUUCGCAAAAAGACGAAACAGGAGGUCCGAAGUCCACCAACCAUCUCUGGGCCAGUGACAUUGGCAUCGUCCGUAGCUCCUCCACCAUUGUAUGCCAAGUUUGCAACAGGCUCGACGUAUGAUGUCCAGGCGACGCCGCGGGUUGUUUCGUCUCCCACAAGCCCCCGCAAGGAUCGAGAGGUGUUAAUGAAGACGGCAGGAGGGGGAGGGAGGCUUGGAUCGGGGUAUUCGAGUGCUUCGCUGGCUGCAGGCAGUCGGGACGCUGAGCUGGCGCGGAGAAGAGUGCAGGAACUACCGCCGUCGACAACGAAGCCAACUCCUACGCCGUAUGACGCACCAGGAGAGCCGACAGUGCCGAGGCCGGUUUCGAAAGCCAUGCUGGACAAGCCUCUUCCAUCUCCAAGCUUCAACGACAUCCCUAGCGGAUUAGCACUACCUGCUGUGACUCGACGAACGACCGCUAAUCGUGGGCCGCCUCCAACUUUCCAGAAACAAAACGUACUUUCUCGGUCGUCGUUGGAUAUUCAAGAUCGGGAAAGCAAGCCGCUACCACGACCUGGCUCCGCUCAAUCAUACUACCAUGAUUCUAAACCACCGCCAUCGACCUUUAAUGCCACGCCUAGAAGACGUAAUGGAUCCGUCUCGAGCACGACCAAUGCCCCCCAGAUCAGCCCACCUAACCGCAAGCUGUACCCUUACCCCGACAACAAUUAUGCAAGCCAAACGCUGUCGCCGAAGCCAAAUGCGCACGGAAAUGGGCCACCAACAAUCAACGGCAACGGAAGUCUCGCAUCGUCAGGCAUCGAUACAGACAGCCAUCUCGAAUUCACCCCCAUGUCGGUCGGAGCGAUUGACUUACCUCCUGAGGCUGCUUUCUACCAAGAAUAUACGCAGACGAUCGCCGCGCCUAGCGUCCCGAACUCGUUAAACUCUCGUCGACCUGCAACUUCGAAUGGUAUUACCACGAAGUCUAUCGACCAGGUGCCUGAUUCGAGUAGACCCCAAUCGGGCACCUACGGGGAAAGGCAACAGCAUCCCAUUCUGCCUUCCUCAAAUCCUCGCUUUGCUUCCACUUCUCGACCUCUGCCAAUUCCAAGUCCUCCGUUACCGCCUCCCCCACCUGCGCAGGCGCCAGCAACCGAGAUGGGCGUCGCGGUUAGCCAGCCAUCAGUAUCUGAUCCUUUCCCAUCUUCCUACAAAGAUUUUUACCCGAACAAUGUCGCGGGCAACAUGAAUGGACGGAGUCCGACGUAUAACGGCUUCAGCAACGUAAAUUUCCAGCAGCCUGCUGCUCUUCAACAGCAACCGCAAUCACAAUCACAACAGCCUCCUGCUCGGUCCAACAGUCGCUCAACAUCAGCACCCUUGCCACCUGGCGCCGCGUUGCCUUCUCACUACCAACCCUUCCAACAUCCACGUCAAGAUGUUCCGGCCCCAGUGCCAGGCCAAUUCCCGAAUCCUCCACUGCAACGCCAACACCAGCACCGACAACCGUCUCUCCCCUACAUAUCUCCUCAACCGCCUACAGCACUCGAACCCCAGCCUCCACCAGUUCCUUUCCCAAAACCUGCUAGCAUGCAUGCAACGAGUGCCCCGAUGCCUAUGACGAGAGGCAAGCCACGUAUCUUCGCCGCUAUGGAAGCGCAGGAGAGCGAACCGCAGUCUGCACCGAGUUUCCAAUCACCUCCGCCUUCUCUCCACCCUCUAACCGAAUCCCACCAGCCGCAGACACAGCUGCAGAACCAAACAAAUGGGAUACAACGCGCUGCUACCCUUCCUCAGAAUCGAAACCCAAGCCCGAAUCCCAGCGUGGCGGUCCACCGACAAUCGUACGCAGAGCCGGCGGCAGAACCCUUGUUCAUGACCCCAAAAUCUCACCUGGAGCCUCUCCCAUCUUUCUCGAACGGAGUCGCGUCAGGCGCGUUGGACGUGGAUCCUGCUCUGAUGUUUACGUCCACGUUGUCUGCUUCGCCUCCGAAGCUUCCUGCCAUCGAACCGCAGCCGCUGGCGCAGACGUACACUCCGAAAGUGAAUUCAAAGUCAUUGCCUCGACAGUCUCAAGAUGACCCCCGUCCGAACACAAGCCAGGGGCUCCUUUUACCUCAGACCCCGCCGAGAGGGAGGAAGCUCAGCAAGACACGCAAUCCACCAGAUCCAGCGUCCAUCAAUGGGUCCAUAAGCACUCCAAACCACAAGUCCUCCCUGAAAGUCCGCCCGGGCACGCCCAGCUCCUCGCAUAAGGCUCCUUCCGUCUCGUUACAUUCCUACACAAACGGCCAGCUCGACCCUCCCAUUCAGCUUGACGAUGAGACCAUACGUAACGCGGGCAUCCCUCUCGAUGAUGACCCUUUCGCGCGUGUCGAGGGCGUGAAAUUGCUGAAGACCGCCACUCCGCCACCGCUCGCCACGAAGAAGAUGAAGGCGAAGGGGUCGAUGAAGGAGUCUUCGAACACGGAGAGCAUGUAUGAAGACGCCGUUGAUAUUGAUGGGAUGGAUGAAUCGAGGAAGACCAACAGUGUGGCAUUACCCUUGACCCCCGAAUCGCCUCAGCAUUUCAGGCAGACGAAGAAGGGGCUCACGGCGCCGCCUCCACUGACCGUCGAGCACGUCAUUGCGCAGAAGGCUCUCGUACCUAUGGACCCUAUGACUAUGCAUCAAUUCCUCUCGAAUCCUCAAGUGCUUGCUUGUUUGCUUUCGUUUUUGUCUUUCUAUGACUGGUGCAUCCUGUCUGCCUUGUCGAAGGAGAUACGGAUUCUUCUCGUGCGGGCGCCGUUGCUCCGGGAGGAGGUGCUGGAGAGGUUCUUGAAACCUGUUGGGUAUUCGAGGUGGUCGUGGGAUGAUAAAGAGCCUUUAUCGUUGUCUCUUCAGGAUUUAAGCGACUAUAUGCGCGGUGUAUCGACGCCAACACACGAAUAUGCCCGUGUCGCGGGCAUGUACGUCCAUUCCUUGUCAAUACACCCCAACCACCGUGAUCCUUUCCUGGAAGACACCGUUCGAAGCAUGACAUCCUCGACUCGUGCAUACACGCGUGUACUCCUACGCCUACGUGCUCAAGCAGAGAAGGAAGCUUCUCUCGCACAGACGUCUUCUCCGACCAAUCCACCACCAGUGUCUGUCAAGAAUCUCAACUUUUCUCCUAGCCGCGGUGGUGGGGGCACAACAUCUCGUGUGUCCAGUCGUGCACCGUCGCCAACCACCUCAAAUUAUUCUCAGUCGCAUCAUGGGCACGCGAACGGCAACGGUGUUGGAACGAUCCAGCCAGCUAACUCGACGACAAGCCUGACCUUCCGCUCGCCGUUGUUCCGACUUCGCCGAGCACCACUACUGCGCGUGUUCGUUCCAUCGCCCGAAGGAGACUGGCUAUCGGACAAAAGCGUGUUGGAGUGUGAGGCGGAGUGUAAACGGGCGGGCGUAGCCCACCUCAUGCGGCUAGGAGACGUAGUAUGGGACGUUGCUGUUGGAGACGAGGGCAACGUGGGCAGGCUGGUGUGGGAUGGAAGCUAUCUCAUCGAUCUGGACUACACAUACUCGGCGAUCGGUGAUCUUCCGAAGUACAUGCCAGCACUCGCCUUCCCGCCAUCGUACUUCCACAAGGUGAUACGAACAGGCUCACAGAGCACCAACCCGAUUGCACACAUCGACCUAUCAUCUUGGGGUGAGGAGAUCGCCAUGAACCUGCAGCUCCUCCAGGACCGUGUCAAGACGGAAACGCCGCAAGGAGCUUACCAUAACGUCAUGCGCUGGGUACAUCGCUCAUCAUUCACGAUACGAGGCUCUCGGGGUGGCCAACGUCAUCCCCACUCUGGCCCAAAGACUGCGCAAAACGGUCGCAUCCCCAUACCCGAUACAGAUAACCUGUUCGUCGACCCCGGGUGGUAUGGGACGCUCGUUGUAGAGACAGAAGGCACAAACGAGGCUCUUGCCGAUCUGCAAGAUCGAUGUGGCCCUGGGGCUUUUCCCCCUCGUCCUCGACCGUUGCAUGGGCAGAUCCACCAGGCACAAGUUGAGAAUAGGAAAGUUUUCAGGAUCUUGAGGGAGAGGAGUCGGCCAGGCGAGAUUUGGAUUCGUGCCGUUGGAGUAAAGGAGCGUUUGAUGUAA
This is a messenger RNA of Cyclocybe aegerita, 4110 nucleotides long. NCBI's taxonomy places the organism in Eukaryota, Fungi, Basidiomycota, Agaricomycetes, Agaricales, Hemipholiotaceae. The record is from the annotation of a GenBank genome assembly.